GUGGGAGCCGAGAGGUACCCCGCUGGCUCGGCAGGCGGCCUCUGCCCGGAUCUCGGCGCCGCAGCCCGGAGCCUUUCCCGCCCUGGUCUCCGGCUCCGCGGCCCCAGGCGCGGCGGAGGUGGAGAAGCUGCGAGCCCCCGUAUCUGGAAUAGAGCAGAAAAAUUAUGCCUGUGUUCCCUUGGGACUCAUUGGAAAUUGUACAGUGACAUCUUCUGGGAUUUAGUCUGGAGUGUGCAGACUGGUGCCUAAAAUGGAAGUAGAUGUUAAUGGAGAGGCCAGAAGUACCCUGAGCACCCUGCCCUUGCCCGUGGCUGAGGUGAGCUCCCCGGGGAAGGCAGAGGCCGAGAAGCCCCGCUGCUCCAGCACACCGUGCUCGCCGAUGCGCCGGACGGUCUCAGGCUACCAGAUCCUCCACAUGGACUCGAACUAUUUGGUUGGCUUCACUACCGGCGAGGAACUCCUGAAGUUGGCCCAGAAGUGCACAGGAGGUGAAGAGAGUAAGGGAGAAGCCGUGCCUUCCUUGCGCUCCAAACAGCUGGAUGCAGGACUUGCACGCUCCUCUCGUUUAUAUAAAACCAGAAGUAGGUACUACCAACCGUAUGAGAUUCCAGCUGUCAAUGGCAGGAGGCGAAGGCGGAUGCCCAGCUCAGGAGACAAGUGCACUAAAUCUUUACCUUACGAACCUUAUAAGGCUCUCCAUGGGCCCCUGCCUCUUUGUCUUCUUAAAGGUAAGAGGGCUCACUCCAAAUCUCUGGACUACCUCAAUCUAGAUAAAAUGAGCAUCAAGGAGCCAGCUGACACAGAAGUGCUACAGUACCAGCUUCAGCACCUAACCCUCAGAGGGGACCGUGUGUUUGCUAGGAAUAACACAUGAAUGACCUGCGGAAUGUGUAAACCAGUUUAUGACACCCUACACUCGGCCAGAAAAAGCCCGCUGUUGGACUCUGUACAGGACUCUCCACAUUAUAGAUGGUUAUAUCUGCUAAGUGUUCCAGGAACAUAAAAAUUGUUCGGAUCAAAUUUGAAUACAGAAAUAAAAUCACAGGUACUUGGGGAGAAAUCAUUCUAGAGCACGCAACUACAAAGAAAACAGAAUGUUGACCAUUAGUUUGUAUAGCUUUUUAGCUAGGAAAAAAGGCUUGGUACGGUAAGAUCUUUAUGAUUCUAACGCUCGAAUUGGGAAUGCUAUCUGCUCGGUUGUUGCUGACAUGGUAUGAUUCAUUAGAAAUUCAUAUCUUAAGUACUCAAGUACUUCUUUAACCUCUGUAUUUUACUAUACAAUGUAUGUCAUGAUUUGUUUUAUGAAAUUUAGAACUUGAACAUUGCUGAAUUUUGGACCACUUUUUAUUUUUAAAUAUUGAGUUUAAAUAUUUUAUAACUGGUUUUGCACUGAAAAAAAAUAACAACUAACAUUUCCGAUUGACACAAGAGCAUAAGCUUUCUUCACUUGCCUCAAUAAUAUUAUUGAGCAAUGAAUUUUUUAUUUCCGCAUGGAAAGUUACUGAUCUCUAUGGCUGUAAAAUAUUUCUUUAUAGUGUUAUUAACAUGUCUUAAUAAAAUUAAAUUUGGGAUACAAAGUAUUUAUUUUACAAUAGGUGGGGGGAGGGGGAAGCUUUUCCAGAAAGUUUCCAAUGUGAAGUUUUCAUGAGUUGAAAAAGUUUCCGUUGGGCUUAUUUUCUAAUUUAAAAUUCAUCUGGAACUUUAAAAUGGAAAGGAUUCUUUUAAUUGUGGAUUAUAGGCAUAAUACUGUUUGCAUCUGAAUGUUCUGUAAGUGAAUGGAACUUUAAUAGAGGAACUCAUGAUUUCUACUAUCGAAUGCUUAAUCAAAGUAUGAAGUGAUACCAUUCAGCAUGGCAUCGGGUCAUCCCAGUUUUAGGUUUUUGCCGCGCAAGCACUCAUUGAAAUUCCAGUUUCUAGGAUUAGUGUAGGAGCCUAAAGUGCUCUGCAGAUUUAAUAGGUUAAACCUGGAUUACUUAACAAUUUAUGUCAAUUGCACUGGUUUAAUUUGUUGCUAAAGAAAUGCUGUCCUGGCUUUAGUAACAAAUACAGCUCAACUAUUCUUGAAUAUAUUUUGGGGAAAAAAAAUGUAUCUCACUUACCUUUUUUAAAAGUUUCUAUUUCUUUUUUGACUCUUGAAGGUGCAAUUUAUUACUGAAUUGGCAUUUCUGGCAGCAUAGACCUGCUUAUUUUAAAGUUUAUUUUGGGGGCUGUGAGUUUCUUGGGUGUUAGCACUCUUGCUUAUAAAAUAAGAACACCUUUUAAUUAAUGAAUGGGCCAUUCCUGGUGCAGUUGUGACUUUUCUUUAGCCAGAAUGAAUGGCAAACUAUUUAGAGCAGAAUAAGUAUUAGAAACCCCUAGGAACUCUUAAUCAACAUUUAUUAUGCUUUCACUGAGGCAGACCUUAUGAAAGAACCUUGGUGAAGUUGGCCCAUAGCUUACUGAGUUGAUCAAAUUUCUUGGUGGGCUGGAAAUUUUCAGCUGUUGAUACUUUAACGUAAAUUGCACCUUUGUAACAUAUUGACAAAUGGUCACUAAGAUUAACCAUCUCUAUACAGUCAUUAGUUUGACAAGAAAUAGAAUCCUGUCAGAUGCCAAAGAGUUGGGAUUUUUACGUUUAAUGAUUAGACAUCGUUAUUUAUUGAUGAUUUACCCUGUGGAACUGUAUUAUUUCUAACUAUGAAAUAAAAGGGUGAUGUAAACACACAUUGUUGUGUGAUGCUUUAAACGAGGUCCACCAUCAAUAGGCUGGUUGCCGUUCAAGAAUUCCACCUAAGCACUUAUUUUUAGGCCCUGUUUUUGUUUUGAAAAAUUACUUUUGGUGCUCCUCCACAUUUCAAGGUAAAGGAUGUAUUCAUGGCAAUGAUUGUAUUCUGUGUACCUGUGAGAGCUGUCUCUGCCUGUGCACCUAAAUAAUUUCUUGAGCUAAAUAAAAAUAUGUAGCUUUUU
Myotis myotis is the source of this 2946-nucleotide messenger RNA. RefSeq names its product macrophage immunometabolism regulator (gene MACIR). Bases 251 to 874 code for a protein of 207 amino acids. Gene Ontology annotation, biological process: negative regulation of cytokine production involved in inflammatory response; negative regulation of fibroblast migration. Lineage: Eukaryota; Metazoa; Chordata; Mammalia; Chiroptera; Vespertilionidae. The record is from RefSeq and is a predicted model, not a curated record. The transcript is spliced from 3 exons.